CUUUGUUGCUGGUGUUGUGUGGAGAAACGUGGAAGCAGUGUUAAACAACUUUCUGCCGAUUUACCCAUCAAAAUGAAUGAAGAAGUAGAUCAGAGAUUGAGGGACAUUCAGCGAGAUUACCUGGACUUCUUGGAUGACGAUGAAGACCAGGGUAUUUACCAGCAGAAAGUGCGGGAUAUGAUCAGCAACAAUGAAAUUCGUCUUGUUGUCAAUAUCAACGACUUGAGGAAGAAAACCCCCAAGAGAACUCAAAGUUUGUUAAAUGAAGGUUUUGAAGAAAUGGUUGCGUUCCAGCGUGCACUGAAGGAGUUUGUCGCCUCUGCGGAUCCAGUGUACAGCAAACAGCACGAGGAAUUCUUCGUUGGGUUUGAGGGAAGUUUUGGAUCCAAGCAUGUGACACCGAGGAGCCUGACCUCGACUUACCUUGGCAACCUGGUGUGUGUGGAAGGAAUUGUCACCAAAUGUUCUUUGGUACGUCCGAAAAUAGUUCGCAGCGUUCAUUACUGCCCGGCCACGAAGAAAACGACAGAGCGACGGUACACGGAUAUGACAUCCCUGGACCCAUUCCCGUCCACGGCAGCGUAUCCAACUAAGGAUGAAGAUGGAAAUCUGCUGGAGACAGAAUUUGGGUUGUCAGUGUACAAAGAUCAUCAGACAUUCACCAUUCAGGAAAUGCCUGAGAAGGCUCCGGCAGGCCAGCUUCCGAGGUCUGUGGAUAUUAUAGCGGAUGGUGACUUAGUAGAUUCAUGCAAGCCAGGUGACCGAGUUCAGGUGAUUGGAAAUUUCCGCUGUCUUCCUGGUAAAAGGAAUGGAUUCACCACUGGCACAUUCAGAACAAUCCUGAUCGCUAACAACAUACAGCUGCUGAGUAAAGAAGUGGCACCCAUGUUUUCUGCUGAAGAUGUUGCCAAAAUUAAAAAGUUCAGCCGACAGAAAAAUGUGGACGUAUUUGAUGCGUUGGCAAAGUCAAUGGCUCCAUCAAUCCACGGUCAUCAGUACAUCAAGAAGGCAGUUCUGUGCAUGUUGCUGGGUGGCAAUGAAAAGGUUCUGGACAACGGCACGCGCAUCAGAGGAGACAUUAAUCUGUUACUGAUUGGGGAUCCAUCUGUGGCUAAAUCACAAAUGUUGAGGUAUGUCCUACACACGGCCCCACGAGCGAUCCCGACAACAGGUCGAGGCUCAUCAGGGGUGGGCCUGACUGCUGCCGUGACAACAGAUCAGGAGACAGGUGAGAGAAGACUGGAAGCAGGUGCUAUGGUUUUAGCGGAUCGCGGGGUUGUCUGUAUUGACGAGUUUGACAAGAUGUCCGACAUUGACAGGACAGCCAUUCACGAAGUCAUGGAACAGGGCCGUGUUACCAUAGCGAAGGCCGGAAUUCACGCCAAAUUGAAUGCGAGAUGCAGUGUGCUGGCAGCAGCCAAUCCAGUCUAUGGUCGGUAUGACCAAUUCAAGACACCAAUGGAGAACAUUGGACUCCAGGAUUCGCUUCUGUCUCGUUUUGAUUUGCUCUUCAUCGUGCUGGACAAGAUGGACCCAGAGCUUGACCGUAACAUCUCUGAUCACGUCCUCCGCAUGCACAGAUACCGGGCAUCAGGGGAACAAGACGGUGAUGCCUUACCAUUUGGUAGCAGUGUGGAUUUGCUGGCAACUAAAGAUCCAAAUGCUUCACAAGAAGAGGAGGAAGACACGCCCAUAUACGAGAAAUACGACCAUCUUCUCCAUGGGGGGUCAAGGACUAAGAAAGAUAAAAUUGUCAGCCGGAAAUUUAUGAGGAAAUAUGUUCACGUGGCACGAGCCCUCAGACCUGCACUAACACGCGAGGCUGCAGACUGUAUCUCAGAGGAGUAUGCUAAACUGCGUAACCAAGACAACCUUCAACAAGACAAUAUAGCCAGAACUCAGCCUUUCACUGCCCGUACUCUGGAGACGAUGAUUCGUCUGGCUACAGCCGUUGCAAAAUGCAGACUUAGCAAAACUGUGGAUUUGGAAGAUGCACAGUCUGCCUUGGAACUGAUCCAGUUUGCCUACUUCAAAAAGGUUUUGGCACAUGAGAAGAGGCGCAAAAAGAAGGCCCCGGGCACAGAUGAUGAAAGCAGCGAGGAUGAGGGUCAAGAGGAUGGGGAGGGACCAACGCACAAAAAGAAACGCAGGAGAUCAAGAGAAGGUCGCCCCCGACGACGACCUCGGCAGGAAGGUGAGGAAGGUUAUGACCCGUAUGAUUUCCAACACGAUGAAGACACAGCCAGUGAAGAUGAGGAAAAUCCUUCCUUGAAAGAAAGGCGCGCGAAGAGUAAAGAAAGGAGAGCGUCCACAGCAGCAUCAAGUGAGGAUGAAACCAUGGAAACGGACGAUCAGCCAACCUCCCCAGUCAAGGGGUCAAAGGUUACUGUGGAUGCAGUCAGAAUGAAGACAUUCCGCGCAUCCAUGUUUAACCUGUUCAAGUCGGAGCAUGCCCAGUCAGUGUCGUUAGAAAAGGUGAAAGGUCAGGUAGCUAAGGAGGCAUCCCUGGAUAUGAAUGAUGACGAAAUUUAUGCUGCCUUGGAUACCAUGAUGGAAGCCAAUCAAAUCAUGGUAUCUGACAACAUUGUAUUCCUCAUCUGAUUUCAUUGAGUCAUGUCUGGACUUCAUUUUUAGAAAAACGGACGCACCCAUGAGUUGCAGUAACAUUUGACUUAAUCAUGUGAAAAGCUCUCAGCAUGAGAGGAUGUAAGCUCAUUUAUCUGGUAAAAAAUACUGUUGAACUAAAGCAAAGUGAUGUUAAGUUAUUACAGUUUGCUGAACAACUGAUUUUAACUGCAUCGCUUUUGUCAAGGGAGGUAACUCUGUCUUGUGUAAUCAAGAUUGUGAACUUUGGAAGAACAUUCGCUGCUGCACCACUCAGUGUGUGUAAUCAUAUAUGUUGUAAGUGAGAAAAAAUACCAAGCUGAAAAAAACUUAACUUACUUAUACAUUGUUAUACUUUCUAUGCAAAAUAAAUGUGUGUAAAUAGCUGUUACUUAUACAAUUUUUAUCAAAAGUUAAUGUUUGCAAGAAGUGAAAUAUUUGUAAAUUUGCUUUUAGACUAGGCUGAUCUGGAGAAAAAUUUAAAUCUGUAGUACUAGGAACAGUUAAGUAAGCUUUUAGGUUCAUCAGUUAACCCUGAAAUCCUGUUACUUGUACAGUUAAUCACACAAAUUUAAGCGCAGAACAAACUCCUAUCGACUUUUGUGUACAUUCUGACGGUUUUGCAGGUUUGAAUUGGGCUUGACUUCAAUAAUCAUACGCUUUUGAAAUUUUUUUUUGUUUUUCAAAUAUGAUUCUCUCCAUAAAAAUCCUCUGUAGGUUGCCCCAUAUUCAUGAAUAUUAUAUAGGAACAUUACAUAACUCUUGUCGUCCUAUCAAAUUUCUUUAUAAUCUUGUACAAUCGGAAGGAUUCCAGAACAGUCCUGGCAGAUGUAUCGAUUACACAGUGUGGAACUUCAUUGUAUUGUUACAGUUUCUGGGCCACUUUCUCAAAACUU
Molecule: messenger RNA, 3500 nt
Organism: Liolophura sinensis
Lineage: Eukaryota; Metazoa; Mollusca; Polyplacophora; Chitonida; Chitonidae
Product: zygotic DNA replication licensing factor mcm3-like
Exons: 22
Coding region: 73-2601 (842 amino acids)
Biological process (GO): mitotic DNA replication initiation; double-strand break repair via break-induced replication; DNA replication
Cellular component (GO): MCM complex; nucleus
Molecular function (GO): single-stranded DNA helicase activity; single-stranded DNA binding; ATP binding
Source: RefSeq, a predicted model, not a curated record